Molecule: messenger RNA, 2527 nt
Organism: Setaria italica (foxtail millet)
Lineage: Eukaryota; Viridiplantae; Streptophyta; Magnoliopsida; Poales; Poaceae
Product: probable Xaa-Pro aminopeptidase P
Molecular function (GO): metalloaminopeptidase activity
Source: RefSeq, a predicted model, not a curated record
GACGAGUUGCCGCCCAUGGCGAUCGAAGCGGCACGCCUCUCCCCGUCCCUCGCCGCCGCCGCCUUCGCCCGCCGCCCGGCUCCCGCUCUCUUCCCCUUCUCCCUCCGCCGCCGCCUCCCCCUCCUCCGCGUCCUCGCCAGCUCGUCAGGCGGGGACGGCCGCGUCGUCGCCCUCUCCUCGUCGGAGCUCCGCAAGCGCCGGGGCCUCUCCUCUUCCUCCGGGGCCGCGGACCCAGCCUCUGGCGGGGAUGAGAAGCUCCGCUCGCUCCGUCGACUCUUCGCGCGCCCCGACGUUGCCAUCGACGCCUACAUCGUCCCCUCACAGGACGCCCACCAGAGCGAAUUCAUUGCAGAAUGCUUCAUGAGGCGUGCAUACCUGACUGGCUUCACUGGCAGUGCUGGUACAGCUGUGGUCACAAAAGAUAAGGCUGCUCUCUGGACUGAUGGCAGAUAUUUUCUUCAGGCUGAGAAGGAAUUGAGCCAUGAAUGGACACUUAUGCGCAGUGGAAAUCAUGGUGUUCCAACUACUAGUGAGUGGUUGAAUGAUGUUUUACCGUCUGGUUGCCGAGUUGGUAUUGACCCGUUUCUUUUCUCAUUUGAUGCUGCUGAAGAAUUAAAGGAUUCAAUCUCAAAUAAGAAUCAUGAGUUGGUUUUGGUUCAAGGCAUGAACCUAAUUGAUGAGAUAUGGGGAGAUGCAAGGCCAAAGCCCCCAAAAGAACCAACUAGGGUGCACAACAUCAAAUAUGCUGGUAUUGAUGUGCCAUCAAAAUUGUCGUUCAUUAGAUCACACCUUGCUGAAAAUGGGUGUGAUGCUGUGGUAAUUUCAAUGCUCGAUGAAGUUGCUUGGUUGUUGAACAUGCGAGGAAGUGAUGUCCCUCAUUCACCAGUAUUUUAUAGCUAUCUUAUUGUGGAAGUUAGCACUGCUACAUUAUUUGUGGAUAGCAACAAAGUUUGUGAAGAUGUUUUGGUGCACCUUGAGAAAGCUGGAGUAAAACUUAAGCCAUAUGAAGCAAUUGUGUCUGAAGUGGAAAGACUGGCAGAGAAAGGUGCAAAGCUCUGGUUGGAUUCUUCAAGUAUGAAUGCAGCCAUAGUUACUGCUUUUAUAUCAAGUUGCGAUAGACAUAUGAAAAAGAAAGGAAAAUCAGGGAAAAAGGUUGGAGAGAAAGAAGCAUCUUCAGACAAGCCAACAACUAGAGGCCCUGUUGUUGAGAAUGGAGCAUUAAAUGUUGUAUACAAUGUUUCACCGGUAACACUUGCCAAGUCAGUUAAAAAUGAGGCAGAGAUUGAGGGAAUGAAGAAUUCACACCUAAGAGAUGCUGCUGCUUUAGCAGAAUUCUGGUGCUGGCUAGAGGAGGAAGUUGGUAAAAGUGUGCCUCUUACAGAGGUAGAAGUUGCUGAAAAGCUUCUUGAAUUUCGUCAAAAGCAAGAUGGAUUUAUAGAGACAAGCUUCGACACCAUAAGUGGUUAUGGUGCAAAUGGUGCUAUAAUACACUACAGACCAACCCCUGAGGACUGCAGCUCUGUUGGAACUGACAAUCUAUUUUUAUUGGAUAGUGGGGCUCAAUACAUUGAUGGAACUACUGACAUAACAAGGACAGUACAUUUUGGUGAGCCUUCUCCAUGGCAAAAGGAGUGUUUCACUAGAGUUUUGCAGGGCCAUAUAGCUAUUGAUCAGGCGGUGUUUCCUGAGAGAACUCCAGGCUUUGUGCUAGAUGUUCUGGCACGCUCAUCUCUAUGGAAGAUUGGACUGGAUUAUAGGCAUGGCACAGGCCAUGGAGUUGGAGCUGCACUAAAUGUACAUGAGGGCCCUCAGAGCAUAAGCUAUCGAUAUGGAAAUUUGACAGCCUUACAGAAGGGCAUGGUUGUCAGCAAUGAACCUGGCUAUUACGAAGAUAAUUCAUUUGGCAUUCGUAUUGAGAAUUUACUUCUGAUAAAGGAGCUUAAUCUGGCAAAUUCGUUUGGUGGAAUUUCAUACCUUGGUUUUGAGAAACUAACCUUUGUUCCAAUUCAGAGCAAGCUUAUUGACAUGUCCUUGCUUUCACCUGCGGAGAUCAACUGGGUCAAUGCUUACCAUGAAGAAGUCUGGGAAAAGGUUUCCCCUCUGCUGAGUGGCGAUUCUCGUGACUGGCUAUGGAAGAACACUAGACCUCUUUUAGAAAUGUAACUCAUCGAUGCUCAUGGGAUAGCAGGGAGACACACAGCACAACGGGACAGGAGCAGCAACAGAAAGUGAGAAGUCAAUAGAAAUUGCUGGCAGCAACAUCCUUUGCCCAUUUGGUUCCCCUUUAUGAAAUGCAUCUACAGUAGACUACAUGGCAGUAAACAGAGGCAAUAGAUGCCUAGAUGGCACUAGGUCAGGGUAUGGUGGGUUGAAGCUGGUUUAUUUGACAUCCAGCCAAUUUGAUGCGACAAUUAAUGAGAUGACAUGGGUCGCAUAGAUGUCCUCUUCAUUGGCUGAACAUGCCUCUAAAUGUUCACCAUAAUUUGCAAUGCUAUAUGCUAGUUUUCUGUGGUCUACACUCUGUUUC